AUGAAAGUACCGGUGGAAGAUGUUGGUAUGGCCAUCGCAACAAUGGUCAAGAUGGGCAAGGAAAAAGCCGAUCGAGAAAGUAACCAACACUUUCUUGACAUAUGA
Molecule: messenger RNA, 105 nt
Organism: Gongylonema pulchrum
Lineage: Eukaryota; Metazoa; Nematoda; Chromadorea; Rhabditida; Gongylonematidae
Source: the annotation of a GenBank genome assembly